This is a messenger RNA of Cyclopterus lumpus (lumpfish), 3660 nucleotides long. RefSeq names its product Na(+)/H(+) exchanger beta-like. The coding region runs from base 354 to 2636 and encodes 760 amino acids. NCBI's taxonomy places the organism in Eukaryota, Metazoa, Chordata, Actinopteri, Perciformes, Cyclopteridae. The record is from RefSeq and is a predicted model, not a curated record. Gene Ontology annotation, cellular component: membrane. The transcript has 12 exons. Gene Ontology annotation, molecular function: sodium:proton antiporter activity. Gene Ontology annotation, biological process: proton transmembrane transport; sodium ion transport; regulation of pH.
GCCGCCCUGUUAGAAGUUAGAGAGAGAAAAGCGUGAGAGAUUUCUGCCUGUUAAUACUGGAUGAAGUUGGUUUAAAGAGAGAAUAAACGCUCUGAAACAACGAAGACCCCUUUAAAUCAAGCAAGAAGCCAUCUUUAUUUAUUCUAAUGAUCCCCCCGAUGACAGCAGCGUCGGGUUGCAGCAUUAAGCGUCAUUUGUCCUCCUACAUCGAUGCGGCGUUUGGCCAUGCCGGGGGAGUUUGCGCGUAAAAGUGAGACGCGCCGGGCUCGCGUGCCGUCCUCUCCUUAUCUUCAUCUUCAUCGGGUCCAGUGCUGAGCAGCGGCGGCGCUUCAGCUGUCAACAACCACCCGGAGAUGUGUGAGCCGCGUGCCGCCCGGAGGAGCGCCGCCGGUCCGCCUCUAACGGGCUUCGUCUGCGUGCUGUUGCUCGUGUGCGUGUCUGUCGCCUCCGCGAGUCUUGACGUUGGAAACAACGAGACGCGGAGAACCGCCGCCGCAGAGACAGCGGAGGACCCCCAUCACCCGACCAACUCCACUGGCCUCAAAAAGGCGUUUCCCGUCCUCGCCCUCAACUACGACUACGUGAGGAAGCCCUUUGAGAUCGCCCUGUGGAUCCUCCUGGCCCUGCUCAUGAAACUAGGUUUUCACAUCAUCCCCAGAGUGUCGAACGUCGUCCCCGAGAGCUGCCUGCUGAUCGGCGUCGGCCUGCUGGUGGGCGGCAUCAUCAGAGCCAUCAGAGAGGAAGCGCCCGUCCUCAACACCGAGCUCUUCUUCCUCUACCUGCUGCCUCCCAUCAUCCUCGAUGCCGGCUACUUCCUGCCCAUCCGGGCCUUCACGGAGAACAUGGGCACCAUCCUGGUGUUCGCGGUGGUGGGGACCCUGUGGAACGCCUUCUUCAUCGGCGGGAUGAUCUUCGGCGUGUGUCAGAUCGAAGGGGCCCAACUGGCCGGCGUGGACCUGCUCUCCUGCCUGCUGUUCGGCACCAUCGUCUCGGCCGUGGACCCCGUGGCCGUCCUGGCCGUGUUCGAGGAGAUCCAUAUCAACGAGCUGCUGUACAUCCUCGUGUUCGGGGAGUCGCUGCUCAACGACGCCGUCACCGUGGUUCUGUAUCACCUGUUCGAGGAGUUUUCUCACGCAGGAACUGUGACUGUGGCCGACGCCUUCCUCGGCAUCGCCUGUUUCUUUGUGGUUUCGCUGGGAGGCAUCAUGGUGGGAGCCAUCUACGGCCUGCUGGGUGCCUUCACCUCCCGCUUCACCUCGCACACCCGAGUCAUCGAGCCCCUGUUUGUUUUCCUCUACAGCUACAUGGCCUACCUCUCCGCGGAGGUCUUCCACCUGUCAGGCAUCAUGUCGUUGAUCGCCUGUGGCGUGACGAUGCGGCCGUACGUGGAGGCCAACGUCUCCCACAAGUCGUACACCACCAUCAAAUAUUUCAUGAAGAUGUGGAGCAGCGUGAGCGAGACGCUCAUCUUCAUCUUCCUCGGUGUUUCCACGGUGGCAGGUCCUCACGCCUGGAACUGGACCUUCGUCAUUUUGACCGUGGUCCUCUGUCUGGUGUCGAGAGUGCUGGGAGUCAUUGGCCUCACGUACAUCAUUAAUAAAUUCCGCAUCGUGAAGUUGACCAAAAAGGACCAGUUCAUCAUGGCCUACGGUGGCCUGCGAGGUGCCAUCGCCUUCUCGCUGGGGUUCCUGCUGACCGACGACAACGAGAUGAAGAGCAUGUUCCUCACCGCCAUCAUCACCGUCAUCUUCUUCACAGUCAUUGUGCAGGGAAUGACGAUCAGGCCUCUGGUGGAGCUUCUGGCCGUGAAGAGGAAGAAUGAGAGCAAAGGGUCAAUUAAUGAGGAGAUUCACACACAGUUCCUGGAUCAUCUCCUCACGGGAAUCGAAGACGUCUGUGGCCAUUAUGGACAUCAUCACUGGAAAGACAAGCUGAACCGCUUCAACAAGACCUACGUGAAGAGGUGGCUGAUCGCGGGCGAGCGCUCCACCGAGCCUCAGCUCAUCUCCUUCUACAACAAGAUGGAGAUGAAGCAGGCCAUGAUGCUGGUGGAGAGCGGGAGUGCCGCCAGGCCGCCCACGCACGCGUCCUCCGUCUCCAUGCAAAACAUUCAGCCGAGGGAGUCGGCCCGAGGACGGGCGAUCCCGAGCAUCUCGAAGAGUCGUGAGCAGGAGAUCAGGAAGGUUCUGCGAGGACACCUGCAGAACACCAGGCAGAGGCUUCGCUCCUACAGCAGACACGACCUGUUGGUCGACCCGUUUGAGGACCACGUGAGUGAAGUCCGCUUCAGGAAGCAGCGCGUGGAGAUGGAGAGGAGGAUGAGUCACUACCUCACAGUGCCGGCAAACCGCCAGGAAACUCCGGCCGUGAGGAAAGUCUGCUUUGAACCAGAGCACCGGGUUUACACGUACGAUGACGGCGAGAGUCCCCGAGGCCGGGCGGCUCAGCCGCGUCCCGGCCCCGCCGACGGCGUCAGCCUGGUGAGCGAAUCCCCCCCGGGGCUCGGAGCCAGAGGGCCGGACCAGGAGCAGGAGGUGCAGGAGGAGAAGGAGGAGCAGGAGGAGCAGGACCAACUGAAGCUGUCCCGCUGCCUUAGUGACCCCGGUCCAAACCACAACAAGGAGGAGGAGGAGUAGGAGGAGGAGGACCCCUUAUGAUGAAGCACAUCAUUUACAGUACUUGAAACCAGAGGGUGGAUCUCCUCACGUCCUCUGAAGCUUCCAAAGAGUGGUGCUGGAGUAAAGCUUGAUAUUGUGAAGAAGCACUGUUUUCCAUGUCCUGUUUGUGUGAUGUGCAAAUCGUGUUUUUUUUUUUUCAAAAGUUCAUGAGGAUUUUAUAUCAUGUAACAUAUUACCAAAGCAUGCACCACGAGGCAUUUUUACCAUUUCAGGAUUAUAUUACAGCCUGAAGUGAGCAGUGUUUUGUGUCUUAACAAGCAGACUUCCAUCAAAUGGAACGACAACAACAACAACAACAAACAAAGCACUUGUUUUUAACACGCUUGAAGUACCAGUUGAGUUUACGCCGAAGUGCAGUAUUAAAGCAUCUAUUUGCUGUGAUAUUAUUAUGGCAUAUAUAUAUAUAUAUUUAGCAACAAGGCAUUGCUUCCCAAUCUACCAAAGAUAAGUAUGAUGAUGCCCUAAUAUAACAAAUAAUAUAAAUAUAUAUAUUUGUUUCUCAUAAAAGAUGAAAGCUCGAUAUUGAUCCGGCUAUCCUGGGGAACCAGAAAGCACAAAUCUGGGGUUCCAAGAAUGUUCAAAUACUGUCACUAAUGUUGUCUGACCGAGGUCCGUGGUGUUUUCUCAGGGACCGCGACACGGCCCGGUGCUCCUGUCCACAGUGGGCUCCUCUUGUCUCUGUAGCACGUGACCGUUCGGUGUGCCUCUAACAUUCACGUAGUAAUAGUUGUGUGAGUACAGAUCCGGGUUCCCGGGGACGGACCGAGCACACCUGCACUGCCCUGAGCGUUCUGCUGCCUGCACGUGUUUGCCUUAAAACGUAUUGCUUUCUGUGUCUUAUCCAGUUGAAGUAUUUUUCUACUUUGAAGAAGAAGAAGGAACAGAAUGAAGAAGAGCUUUAAUUCCUGUGUCAAAUAAAGAAUGUGGCAUUGCUUAGGUCCAGUGAUAUUUCUUUUUUUAUUAUUAAAAAGAAAGAAAUCCA